CCACUCGUCCGCGACGACGUAAAACUAGGUCUCGUCCGCAACGACGAUAAACUACGAAGUGUCCGGGAUGACGUUAAACUAAGCAUUGUUUUUCCACAAUAUUUAUAUUCCAUGAUGAUGAUGAAGGGCGUCCGCAAAGACGUUAAACUACGGAUCGUCCGAAACGACGAUAAACUACGGACCGUCCCGCAUGACGUUAAACUGCCAGUCGUGGAUAUAUCUCGCAACCCGACAAAUAUAUCAGCUGUGGUCUUAAUGUCCAUUUCGUGCAAGCGAACGGGCCGAUCUGGGGAAGGAGUCAGACUCCUCCUUGCCCCUCGCGGCACCCUUCAAGUCUAA
This is a messenger RNA of Heterobasidion irregulare TC 32-1, 339 nucleotides long. RefSeq lists its product as uncharacterized. The annotation marks the transcript as partial. Lineage: Eukaryota; Fungi; Basidiomycota; Agaricomycetes; Russulales; Bondarzewiaceae. The record is from RefSeq and is a predicted model, not a curated record. The transcript has 2 exons.